Molecule: messenger RNA, 2133 nt
Organism: Beauveria bassiana ARSEF 2860
Lineage: Eukaryota; Fungi; Ascomycota; Sordariomycetes; Hypocreales; Cordycipitaceae
Product: SWI/SNF complex protein
Exons: 2
Coding region: 1-2133 (710 amino acids)
Biological process (GO): positive regulation of DNA-templated transcription
Cellular component (GO): SWI/SNF complex
Molecular function (GO): DNA binding; histone binding
Source: RefSeq, a predicted model, not a curated record
AUGGAAGGCGCCGCGGCGUUUGGAUCGCCCAACAACGGGGAAUCCCCCAAUCGCAACCCUAUCCCUGCUCAGUCUCCUUUGGAAGGAGAGAACUCUGCAGGUGCUGGUCAAGGUACCGUGCUCCCCGGUCCUUUGGUCCUUCCACAUCAAGCUGACGCAAUACAUCUAGGAGACGUGCAAAUGUCAGAAACCGGCGUUCAAGAAGCUGCCAUUAAGCAGGACACGUCCACGCCCAACCCUGCCAGUGCAUCUGAGAAUCCGCUCGAUGCGCCUGCAGCCCCAACCACCACCACCACCACCGCGCAACCCGACGAAGAGAUGGGCGACGCGCCAACAGAGGCCAAGGAGGGUGUUGAUGCGAGUGGAGUUGCUGCCGAGACUGAAGUACAAGAGACCAAGUCGAAGGAGACUCUCGAGUCAGCAGCUCGCGAUCACCUCAUUUCGCAGGCCCACGCCAUCGUUCUCCCUAGCUACUCGACUUGGUUCGACAUGAACGCCAUCCACGAGAUUGAGCGCAAGGCUAUGGCCGAAUUCUUCAACAACCGCAACCGAAGCAAAACCCCGGCUGUGUAUAAAGAUUAUCGUGACUUCAUGGUCAACACAUACCGGCUGAACCCUGUCGAAUAUCUCACUGUCACAGCCUGCCGUAGAAACUUGGCAGGUGAUGUUUGCGCCAUUAUGCGCGUGCAUGCUUUUCUGGAGCAGUGGGGUUUAAUCAACUAUCAGGUCGAUGCCGAGCAGCGCCCAUCCCCUGUUGGCCCGCCCUUCACUGGCCACUUCAAGAUCAUCUGCGACACGCCUCGCGGUCUGCAGCCCUGGCAGCCUUCUGCUGACCCUAUUGUCCUUGAGGGCAAGAAAAAUGCCGACACUGAGAGUAAGGCCAACGCGGCGGCACCCACCAAGGGCGACCUCAACCUCGAGAUUGGACGCAACAUUUACGAAGCCAACGCCAAGGGAGCGACAGUCAGCAAGACUGAAACCGGUGCCAAUGGCGAAUCUGCUGCCACAAACGGUGUAGCCGGCUCGCCCGAACUCACCAAGACACCGAUCGCCAAAAUUAACUGCCACCAGUGUGGCAACGAUUGCACUCGCGUCUACUACCACAGCAACCAGACGGACGCCAGCACAAAAGGCAAAUUUGAUCUGUGCCCAAGCUGCUUCACUGAGGGCCGACUACCGGCCAACCACACGGCCAGCAUGUAUGCCAAGGUGGAGAACCCUACCUACACUGCAACGAUCGAUCGUGAUGCGCCCUGGACUGAUGCCGAGAUUCUGAGACUUCUGGAAGGACUCGAGCGUUUUGACGAUGACUGGGGCGAGAUUGCCGAACACGUUGGCACCCGCACACGAGAGGAGUGCGUGCUGCAAUUCCUACAGCUGGACAUUGAGGAGAAGUACCUAGACGCGGAAACGCACAUCAAUGCGCCGGCCGGUCUCUCUCUGCUGGGUACCCAAGGUGGUCAGCUGCCUUUUAGCCAAGUAGACAACCCUGUCAUGUCAGUUGUCGGCUUCCUUGCCAGCCUUGCUGAUCCCGCCAGCACGGCUGCUGCGGCCAACAAGUCGGCCGAGGCUCUGAAACGGAACCUGCGCAAACAGCUGGAUGGCAGCAAGACUGCAACCAACGGUGGCAGUGCCGAGGCUGCAGAUGACAAGGAAAAGAGCGACUCUAUGGAUUUGGACGUGCGCAAGGAGGAGCCCGGUUCCAAGCUGUCAAAGGGCGCUGAGUUGGCAUCUAUCCCGCUGGCUUCCAUGGGAGCGCGUGCGGCGGCGUUUGCCUCUCACGAGGAGCGCGAGAUGACACGUCUCGUCUCUGCAGCGACGAAUGUCAUGCUGCAGAAGCUUGAGCUCAAGCUCAAGUACUUUGGCGAGCUGGAGGCUGUGCUUCGAGAAGAGCGCCGAGAACUCGAGCGGGGCCGUCAACAACUGUUUUUGGACCGUCUCGCCUUCCGCAAGCGUGUGCGGGAGGUGCAGAACGGAUUGCAGGCAGCGGCGGAAGCCGGAGGCGAACAAGCUGUACGCCAGGCGCAAGAGGCGAUGCGGGACGGCGAGUCGCUUGGAUUCCAAGCUGUGGCGGCCGGAGCCGGGUUGCAGGCGCCGAGUGGGGAGGGUGUAGUCAAGUCAUUCGAGGUGUAA